This is a messenger RNA of Malus domestica (apple), 1379 nucleotides long. The record is from RefSeq and is a predicted model, not a curated record. Lineage: Eukaryota; Viridiplantae; Streptophyta; Magnoliopsida; Rosales; Rosaceae.
UCCGAUUUAAAAGAAGUCACAACGAGUCUUUGCCUUCUCAGACCCCCCUAUGCGAAACGUCUUCCCUUUGAGCCUUAGCCUCUCUUCGUCUUCGUCUCCCUCCAUUUCGCGCUUUCGCCCAGAAACCUCUUGAACUCUCCUCCUUCCCCUCCAUCUCCUCUAUCCGCCGCCAAACCGUAGAUUCGCCGCGCCCGCAUUCGCUGAAAACACCAUAGGAAACAAUCAAUUUGGGAAGAGGAAGCGGAGGACGGAUAUGGCGCCGAGUCUCGCAUUGUCGACGGCAGAGAAACUCAGGAAGGACGGCAACACUUACUUCAAGAAAGAUCGAUUCGCGGCCGCCAUCGAUGCCUAUACUGAGGCAAUCACUCUGUGCCCUAAUGUUCCUGUUUAUUGGACGAAUCGCGCUCUCUGCCAUCGGAAGCGUAAGUAUUGAUUGGACAAAAGUCGAAGAGGAUUCUCGGAAAGCUAUUCAGCUUGAUCACAAUUCAGUUAAGGGUAACUAUAUGCUGGGGCUUGCUUUACUGCAGAAGCAAGAGUAUGCUGAGGGAGUUAAGGCACUCGAGAGGGCUUUGGAUCUUGGGAGGGGUGCUAAUCCGAAAGGUUAUAUGGUAGAGGAAAUCUGGCAGGAGCUUUCAAAAGCAAAGUACAUGGAGUGGGAGGAUACAUCGAGCAAACGAUCAUGGGAAUUGCAAAACUUGAAAGCAGACUGCGAGACUGCUCUUAAAGAGAAACAUGACGCUCUUCAAGUUGAAGGGUUUUUGGAUGAAGCUGCUACUACCCAUAUGAAACAGUUAGAGGCGUUAGGAAGAGUGUUUGAGAAGGCUGCAGAAGCUGACACGCCAAGUGAGGUGCCGGAUUACCUGUGUUGCAAAAUCACGCUUGAUAUAUUUCGUGAUCCUGUGAUUACUCCAAGUGGGGUUACAUAUGAGAGAUCAGUGAUCCAUCACCAUCUUGAGAAGGUUGGCAGGUUCGAUCCAAUCACACGAGAGCUGCUUGAUCAAUCAGAGCUAAUACCAAACUUUGCCAUAAAAGAAGCAGUUCAAGCAUAUUUACAACAGCAUGGUUGGGCCUACGGAACAUAGUGAAGGUUGAAGUUAUUGGAAACUUAGAGAGUCGAUAGUUGUUCUAAAACAUACAAUGUACCAAAUGCGGCAGAGUGCAGUGUCCUCUUGUGUUUUUGAUGUAUGGUGUGACCUAGAAUCAUACUGAAGGUCUAUCCUUUUUGAAAUUGUACGUAGAUUACAAUAUAAACCAGUUCUCCACUUGCUGCUGGUGUAGAUUCAUGUUUACUUAAAAUUGUCGUCGUUUGUGAAUUCGGUUUAUCUCUCGGACCUCAAAACGGGUUUUUCUACUACGCAUCAAUGUAUACGUUCAAAUCA